AUGGACUUUCUUGAUCGUUUACUGGAUGUGCCCGACAUCAAAUCUCGCAUGUUGACCUUUCACUGUCUCUUUCCAAACGACUUUCUUCCCGCCUUAGAUCUCCUCGACCGCAAACUGGUCCAGCGCGUUCGCCACGGCCUCACAGAACUGUUCCUCGUCUCCUCAUCCCACACCUACGAGGUUCGAUUACACGCCUGGAACUGUAGCUGUGCGGCUUUUACCCUCGCUGCAUAUCGCUCAGACACUGGUCAGACAGCGCAUGUCCCCUCUGGACCGUACCCCUUUGGCGGGACCAUAGCCCGCACAGAGGUCCCCGUCUGCAAACACAUUCUAGCUUGUCUGCUAUAUGCACGCUGUCCCACUCUACUGGACGACACGGGUACCCUUGCUAUUUCCAAGGAGGAGCUGGCAGGUUGGUGUGCUGGAUGGGAAUGA
Molecule: messenger RNA, 435 nt
Organism: Penicillium salamii
Lineage: Eukaryota; Fungi; Ascomycota; Eurotiomycetes; Eurotiales; Aspergillaceae
Source: the annotation of a GenBank genome assembly